AUGGAGACGAGACGGAGUUCACGUAUAAGAGAAGGAAAUCCCCCGAAGGAAGGGUCCAAGGAUGGGAAGAAGUGCAUCGCGAAGGGGGGGAGCAAGGGGAAAGAGGAUACAAAGAAAGGCGCUGGUGGUGGAGGGGCGAACAAGGGUUCGAGCAAAGGUGCAAGUGGAGGACAAGCAAAGGAAGAGAAGGGGAAGAAGACCUCCCAUGGUGAUAAAAAUAAAAAGGAUUUUAAAAGACAAGCAGGGGGCAAGCGUGGGCAAGGGGAGUUGGAAGAGGUCGAUGAGGAAGACGUAUCCGAUGGGACCAACGAACAAGAGGACCCCCCAAAAAAGACCAGCAAGACAGGCAAGGGUUCUUCUUCCAAUCGGGUGGAGGUCACGAAGGGAGAAGCCGCAAAGGGGAAAGGCACGCAGCGGAAGAAAUCUUUAGAGGAGGCGAAUUCCUUUACCACGGCAGACGCUGCAACUGAGUCUGCGAAUUUAGCCUCACUGAAUAAUAGAAGGAGUGAGAGGAAUGUCAAGGGAGGUGGAAUGUUAUUAAGGAGGCACAGUAGAAGUUCGAACGAAAAGGACGGGGAGAAUUGUUCAACGACCAGGAGCAAGAAGGGAAAGGAGGGGACAGGAGGUACCUCUGGAAGUGGUAUUAAAAGAGUGAAGGAUGAAAAUGGGGGGGACCAUUCCCUGAAGAGGGGGAAGUCGAAAGAGGGACUCAGACAAAACGAUUCUGUUAAGAGGGAAGACAAGGGAGGGGGUGGGGGGAGAAGUGGAAAAGGAGGCAAUACUGUUAAGGGGAAGCGUUCAGGGGAGGUGACACAACAACCGGGUGGGGUCACUUCAAGGAAGGGAUCCACAAGUAAAAGUUCAUCCGAUUUGGGUAGCUCCUUCGAGCAGAGGAAAAAGAGCACUGCCGACAAUACGAAGAAAGCGAAAGGGAUAAUCGUUCCCCCAAGCAAAAUAAAGAUUAAAGGAGACGCUACACUUGGUAAGGCAGUGGGCAAGACAAGCGACACGGUAGUCCACGCGACAAGUGGGAAAAAAAGUACACACACCGUGUCGUCCAUGAGUGUGAAUAACUCCCUCUCAGAUAAGAGCGCCUCCCUGCAAGAAAAGGGAAAAGGGAAGGGGAGUCGUAAGGGAGGAGGAGCAGGAGGAGGAGCAGGAGGAGGAGAAGACGAACCCGUCUCAGGUAGCCAUCCAAUCAAAAGUACGGAUUCAGAAGAGCUAGAAAAUAACAGGUCCAAAUGCACCAGCAACAGGAGUAGCAUCACUGUUGAAUUGAGUGAAGAGUUAAGUGCAGGAGGUUUGCCCACUGGAGGAAUGAACGAUGGAGGAGGCAAAUUUCAAAUGAACAGAAGCAUUAAAAGAAGGCUCUCACAAAUAAUUGACACAAUGAAGAAGAAGCAGGUGUUUCAGCUGAUUGGCGAUCAGGACGAGGAGGAUAGGAUUCAGUUUGAAGGACACGAGUCAGCAGGGGGGGGUAUAACGAGCGAGCAGGGUAAAGAAGCCACAGAUGCAAAUGCAGGAAAAAAUAACAACUGGCCAUUCCUGGAAAAAGUGAAUGUAGACGUUAUUUAUAACAAACUGCAUUACGAUUUGUAUAAAGGAGAAGAUGAUUUCCAUCGCGACAUGCUGAUCAUAUUUGACAGAAUCAAACUAGCCAUAGAAAUGGAGAAGAACCCAAAAGAGAAACAGAAUCUGUACCAACUUAGAUGCAACGCGUGGAAAACGUACGAGGGGGAAUUCUACAAACUACUUCUCUCCAUGAGAGGCACGAAGGAGGCCAAGAAAUUUUCGUCCAUGCAGAAGGAGCUGCGUGAACAGGAUGAGAAGUCCUUGGCGCAGAUGCUGGUGCAGUCAAACAAGAUCGCAUUGGAGGAGGAGAAGGAGAAGGAGGAAAAGGCAAAGAAGGGGAAGACCCUACCCAGGUCGAAGGGCAGUGGCGAUAGUGCUGAGCAGCAGUUAGAGGGGAAGCGCCCUUCCGGCGGUAGAGCUGACGACGACCAUACGAACAGGAAGCGAAGCUCGUCUCCCAUUAGCGUGGAACCAAGUAGCCUCCUCGUGGGGAAGAAGCCCGGGGAGGGGGGCCCUACGCCCUUCAGAGUGCGGUUGCGCCUGGGUAGCUUCUCCCUGGACGAUGGUGUGACGGUGAGCAGGGGGACCAACCUGAGGGCUAGCGGCACCAGUUGCACCAGUUCGACCGAUAAGUGGGGCGCAGCAGUGGGUGCAGUAGAAGCCGGAGUAGAAGCCGGAGUAGAAGCCGGAGUAGAACCCGGAGUAGCGUCCCCAGCAGCAGCCAUAGAACCGCUAGCCGAGGAGUGGAGGAGAUUAAUCAGGGACCACGUGUUGCACAAUCUGAUCAGAGACAGCAGCACCGCGUUCUACUUCACCACCCCGGUGUUGGAGGACAAAAAUUUAAAUGACCAGAUUAAGAGCGAAUAUAAAAAAAAAAUAAAGAGACCCAUGGACUACACGACUGUGUCGAGGAACCUAGUCCUUGGGGUCUACGAGAACCCAUGGCAAUUCUACAAGGACCUAAAAUUGAUUUUUCAAAACUGCUUCGACUUCAACCCGGACAUACAACAGAACAAAUACAUAAUAGAAGCUGCAAGGCGAGGACACGAAAGGUCUUCAAAUCUGUGGAGGAAGUGGAAGACGAGGAUUGUGCAGGCGUAUGAGCAGGGAGACUAUGUGGGGAGCGAAGCGAGUCAGGCGGUGGAGGAGUCAGAUAGCGCGCCUUUUAGCCUGGCUAGUUAUGUGGAAUUCGUCAAAGGGUUGACUAAGAAGAAGAAAAAGUUCAGCUGCAUAUACUCGAUGUGGGUAGAGUACUUGUUGGAGAAUCGCGUGAGCUUUGAGGAGCUGUGUAACAUUAGGGAAAUAAAUUGGGGGGCCAUAAAUGAAAAGUGCCAAGUGAGGGUUUCGAGCCCACGAGAUGUGAACCUGCACCUGUUCAGGAAGCCGAAUAAUCGUACCCUGCCGUUUCAUGUGUUUAGGGAGGAGUACCAGACUGUGUUGAGGGAAAGUCGCGAGGAGUUAAGGAUGGAGAGGCUACAACGGGUGCGGGAGCUAGAAGAGGUGGAAAUGCUGGAGGGGGUGGGGCGGUUGUACGAGGAGGUCGGAGCUGAGAGUGUCGCUACGGAAGACGAGGAAGAUGAACAUAUUAGAAUUUUGAUGCAGGAAUACAGCACGUGGAACCACUUGGAGGAGUGGAGAAUUCGUGAAGGACAACUUCAGAAAGAACCCACUUUGAAGCCUUUUAGAAGCAGAAAGCGUAGAAUCCAUAACACCAUCUUUGUUGAUGAGGAUGUAUUUAGCAGUUACCUGGAGGGAAAGAGGAGCUGCGUGGUGAAGUGCGCGAGCAAUGUCUUCCUCGCCGAUUGCUUUUACUACCACAGUGUUGUGCAGAGCUUGGGGGAUUUCGUGGCGGAGGAACGGUUAAGCGGCGUCAGUGGGGAGGAGGCGGACAUGCGAGGAGUGAACGAGAAGGAGGAAAAGUUAAGCGACGUGAGUGGGAAAGAGGAAGGCAUGACAACAAACCAAUCGUCGGAGGCCAUCUCACAACAAGCUGCCACCACCCCCAAGGGGAAAAGAAUAGCCUUCCGCGUGCGAGAGGUGAGCGACAAGAAGCGAGACCAGAGGGCCGUCUGCAAAGGGUUCGAGGAGAGCCCCGAGGGGGAAGACGAGACGGAUGUGUCGUGGGAUGCGCGUCGUGACGGAGGAGCAAGCGUGAUGGAGGGAGGGGUUAGACCCCAAAAAAAUGAGCGCGGAGGGGUGGAAAGCCUAAGCGAAGAACGCGCAGUGGAGGAACCUGAUGAUGCCACCCCCCUCGACAGGACAGUACCCCAGCUAGCCAACGGCACUACGGGGCAUCCCCAAGGCAGAAAAAAAAAAAAAAAAAAAAAAAAAUAG
This is a messenger RNA of Plasmodium fragile, 3906 nucleotides long. RefSeq lists its product as uncharacterized. The coding region runs from base 1 to 3906 and encodes 1301 amino acids. Gene Ontology annotation, cellular component: NuA4 histone acetyltransferase complex. The transcript has a single exon. Gene Ontology annotation, molecular function: protein binding. The record is from RefSeq and is a predicted model, not a curated record. Lineage: Eukaryota; Apicomplexa; Aconoidasida; Haemosporida; Plasmodiidae.